AUGACUGAUUUGCGCCUUGUGUGGACUCAGAAGCAAUACGUGAGACAAAAACCCAACCUGGUGGUGAAUCAGACCCCACAAAACGUCAGCAGAAAAGCCGGGGGAAAUGUCACAAUUACGUGCAAUUUUAGCAGAGUUGACAAUCUCAAUUUGGUGAAAGUGAAAUGGUACAAAGACAAACAGGAGCUCAGGAACCCAAAACACUCUGAGAAAUUUAAGCAGAGAGUGCUUCUUAAACUGGUGAAUGUAACUCUGGAGGAUUCGGGAAACUAUGUAUGCACGAUCAGGAUCAGAAAUCGAACGGGAUCAGGAAACGGAACGCGGGUUCACGUCACUAGACGUGAGAAGCCAUCACAGAACAUCAAGGUCAGUGGUGACGGCAGACAACCAGGCUCACCCCAAGAAAAUACCGGGGGCGGAAUCGGAAUCCCUGUGGGGGUUGGAGUAGCCGUGGGCACCCUCAUCUUCUUGCUGCUUCUGGGCGCCGUGUUGUGGAGAUCAAAGAGGAAGAAUAAAGGAGCUUCAGAAAACCCCUCGGAGGCCGAGCCUGCUGCAAGCAAAGAAGCUAGGAAGCACACUUCUUUGACCAAACAAGUGAGCGAUGUGACUUACGCUGACAUCAGAUUCCACAAAAGGGAAGUUCCACCAGAUGCUGAGGUUGUGUAUGCAGAAGUGAGACUGGGUGCAAAACGGCCUGAGAACAGAGACAGAGGGACUCAGCCUGCAGGCCUUCACUGAGAAAAGAGGAG
Messenger RNA from Protobothrops mucrosquamatus (brown spotted pit viper), 749 nucleotides. Its product is annotated as advanced glycosylation end product-specific receptor-like. The coding region runs from base 1 to 738 and encodes 245 amino acids. The transcript has 5 exons. Gene Ontology annotation, cellular component: external side of plasma membrane; membrane. Gene Ontology annotation, biological process: negative regulation of immune response; positive regulation of T cell apoptotic process. NCBI's taxonomy places the organism in Eukaryota, Metazoa, Chordata, Lepidosauria, Squamata, Viperidae. The record is from RefSeq and is a predicted model, not a curated record.